This is a messenger RNA of Panonychus citri (citrus red mite), 4702 nucleotides long. RefSeq names its product fasciclin-2-like. The record is from RefSeq and is a predicted model, not a curated record. Bases 374 to 2992 code for a protein of 872 amino acids. NCBI's taxonomy places the organism in Eukaryota, Metazoa, Arthropoda, Arachnida, Trombidiformes, Tetranychidae. Gene Ontology annotation, cellular component: neuron projection. Gene Ontology annotation, molecular function: protein binding. The transcript has 5 exons.
AUCAUUAACCAAACAAUGAGAAGUAUAAAAAAUUCCAACAAUUGAAUCUUGAAGAAUUUGAUUAAAUUGUAAUGGAACAAUUUAACAAUUUUGUUAAUUUAGUUGAGAAAAAGAAAAAUGUUAGUUAUGAUGGAAGUCGAGAGAUGGCGACUGUUGCCAAUUCUUUUGGGUGUAAAUCGAAUCACGUGACAUGAUGACUAAUAUUUGUUACCUUCUUUUCCGUUGAUGUUGAAGUUUCUUGGUUACAAUUGAAGUAGAAUUGAAACUUUUCGGAUGUUUGUUUUUUUCUAAUUGUGAUUAAUAUUGAUUGAAUUACUUAUUCCAAUUGAAUUUAUUUAGUGAUUUAACUUACUGGACAUUUGUUGCCAUCAUCAUGAGGAGACUUUUGUGUUUCUCCGUGACUCUAAUUACCUGGUUAAGUUUAAUUAACUGUGAGAUCCAUGGAAAGUUAACCAUUUUUCCUGAUGGAGAAAAAGCCAGAGCUGAGGCUCACAAGCCACUUUUAAUUACCUGUUCAGGUACUAAUGUAGAACCAGGUUACUUUUCUGACUUCCAAUGGUUUAAUAGAAACAAUGAGCAAAUAUUAAACAAUCCACGAAUCAAAUUAUCUCCAGGCCAAGGAUCACUUGGUUUGAUUAUCAAUGAUCCAGAUAUUGGAGAUGGUGGUAAUUACCGUUGUACUGCCAUGUAUCAGAAUACAAAGCUUCUUAAUGCCUCCAUUGAGAUUGUUAUUUUCAAAUCAAUUACCUGGGAUGAUUGUCCGGAAGAUCAGUUUUUAAUUCUGGGACAACCUAAUCAAAAGAUUGUGUGUAAAGUUUCAUCUCAACCAACAUCAAAAAUUAGCUGGGAAAAAGAUUUCCAAGAUUUGGAUAAAUCAAAAUUCUCAAUUACAAAUGAUGGUGUCAUCGUAAAAGGAUUGGUUUCUAAUGAUACUUCAGGUUCAUUUAAAAUAACAGCCUCCAUUUUGGAACAUGGUGUUCUUCGUACUCGAAAUAUUCGAGUUCAAGUUCUAGUUAAACCAAUAAUCACUGAAUUUGAUAAAUAUCGUGAGGUUGUUGAAGGUGAACGGACAACCUUUAAUUGUCGUGCUUCGGGAACACCUUCACCUUUUUAUUCCUUUAUUGAUAAUCGUCGGAGAAAUUUAACCCUUGAGAAUGGGUUUACAGUGGAUACAGUUGCUGGUAAUCUUGUUAUCGAAUCGGUUAAAAAGGAUACGGAAAAUCAAUCUAUCACUUGUGAGGCUAAAAAUAUGGCGGGUGAAGUUUCACAGAAAAUGGAGCUCAGAGUUUUAACCAAACCUGUGGUUUAUCAGUUUGAAAAUUUAACUUUUGCUGAAUCUACUCGACAAGAGUGGAGUUGUAAGGUUCGAGGUGAUCCGAUUCCUAAAAUUACAAUAAUGAAAUGGAAAAGUGCUCAGGAUGGUUAUGAUAAAGAUCCAUUGCCAAAAAUUGAUUCGCCUUAUACAUUUGAAACAAUCAAACUUGGACCAAAUGAGGUUGAUUAUCGGAUGAAAUUUACGAGUGUUUCUCGUAAAGAUGAUGGCCUCUAUUAUUGUCGAGCUACCAACAAGGCUGGAAAUGCAGAGGUUUUAGGUCACAUUACAGUUGAAUUUCCGCCUGACCUCUCACAGACCAACACCCAUGUUAAAACUUGGUCAAGUAAUCCAGUCAAUUUGACCUGUAUUGCCGAGGCGAUACCAAAUGCUACCAUUUCCUGGAGGUUCAACAACAUUGAUUUACGCCUGGAAAAGAGUGAUAGUUACGCUUUUUAUGAUGGUAAUGGAAUCAGUUAUCUAACCGUUAAGCCCAAAACGGCUAAUUACAUUUUUGGAACCUAUGUUUGUGUCGCUGAGAAUUUACGAGGAAAAAGAUCAAUCGACAUUAAAUUAUCUGAAGCUCAUCCACCAACCUCUCCAAAUGUAAAGAUAAUUAAAAGCCGUCCAACUUCAAUGGAAUUUGAAAUAAGUGAUCUCGGUUCUGAUCUACCGAUAAGAAAUUAUCUUGUUAAAUAUUGGCGAGAAUCUGAAGCUGAUUCAGAGAAGCAAAAAGUUUGGCCCGCUUCAGGAAAAAACUAUCGACUUGAUGAUUUAACACCAACAACACGAUAUCGAUUUAGUUUCGCCUCACAAAAUGAUGUUGGAAUCGGAGAUUAUUCAGCCUAUCGAAUUGAAACAACCCCAGACGAAAGUAAACCCGACAAACCGACCUUCCUUUUCGAUGUAGUUGAUGAGACCCGUCAAUUAACAACCGAUGGUUUUGUGAAAAGUGACUUUGGUGAUCUUAUCCAUUUCCGUUGGAAUCAAGCAGAAGACAAUGGAAGAGCUAUAACUCAUUACAUCAUCAAAUAUCAUCAAGUUCAUAAAUCUCAAGAUGGUUAUCUAAUCAUUGGUCAAGAAUAUCCGGAAAUCCAAGUUAACAGUAAAGAUCCCCUUCAAUAUACUCUACGUAAUCUCUCACCAAACACUUUCUACAAGAUUGAACUAUCGGCAGUAAACUCCAUAGGUACAAGUGACUCGAAUCAUAUAAUCUUCAAAACCUCAGCCACUGCCUCAUCUCCGUCCGGAUGGGGUCAAGACUUGGAGUAUGAUCCAUCCACUUACAGCAUGGGAGCUGCUCUCAUCUCAGUUGCCAUAUCUCUCAUCAUAAUCUUAAUCGUAAUGGAUAUAAUAUUUUAUAUCCGUUGUAAAGUAGGUGUAUUAUAUUUCAUCAAAAGCUUCAUAUGGCCAGAGACCUCUGUCAAUAAUCAUAAGAAGGCCGAUUUUCAUCCUGGCAACCUAGGAUCCAUAUCGGAAGUCAAGUUAUCAUCGAGAAGUGAAAUUGAUAAUCCGGCUUUUGAUUCUAAUAACGGAAAGAUUAGAAGUGAUGAACUAACACCCAUGAUGUUGGUUACUGAUUCAAGAGGGGAUAUCACUGAUCGAAUCAACAAUCAUCAUAACCAACAACAUCAACAACAAUUACCAACUAUCCGUAAACCCAAGGAUAGUGCAGUCUAAAAAUUAGACGAACACUCAAUGUGUUUAAUUGAUUUUCAUCAAUAACAAUUGACAACAAUUUGAAAAUUUGUUUCUUAUUUUCAAAAGUGGAACUAGUUUUUUUUUGCUCUCUUGCAAAAAAUAUACAUCAUCUCUUUGUAGUCAUCAUCAUCAUCUUAUCAUCAACUUUACACCAAAGACUUUUUUGCCCUUUCUCUUGAACAGAAAUAUAUUUAAAUAUAUAUUUUAUAUUUUGCUGCUAUCAUUCCCGAUGCAAAUUGAAUCUCAUGAUAAUAUAAUUUAUAUAUAUAUUAUUGAAAUUUACUCACACUUUAUAACAAUAUGAUGAUCACCAUAAUAAUGAUGCUACAGAGGGCAAUGAGUCCCAUUCAACACCACCUCCACCUCGGACAAACAAACAUAAAGAUGGAGAUUAACAUUUACAUCCUGGUGUGUCCUCUCCCUUUAAACCAUUGGUAGAAACCAAGGCACACCCCAUAGCGUUAAUAACAUUAGUCCUCGUUUUUGUUACACUCUCCUCCCUCUCUCUCUCUCUCUCAUCAUCACCCUGACUAUUUAAUCACCCGACUCUAUUGUAUAUGAUAGAAAGAAGAGAGAGAGAGAGAGAGAUAGAAAUGGAUAUUAUCAUCAUCUCUAUCAGCAACAUCAGCCUAAACUCAUCAUUGUCGCCAUCUUAUCAUCAUUUCCUUCAUCAUCUUCGAAGAAAAAAAAAUAUCAACUCGAUCUACAUCAUUAUGAGAAACAAAGUCAACGAUUCAUUUUCUAAUACAUUUAAUUAUAACAAUUAACACAAUGUACCUUACAUUUCUAAACUAAAAUUACUGUAUUAACAGUGCUAAUUUAGUUAACUGUCUUUACAAUUAACUAACAAAAUAGAAGCAAAAAUAAUUGAAAUUACUUUUAAAGUCGCAACAAUUUAUCAGAAGGUUCAAUCAACUCUCUCUGGUCGUUUCCAUCAUAAUCAACUAACAUCUCUGCCAUUACAAUUAAUUUAAUUGACUGACAAUUGAACUGAUUCAACUAAGAAAUUAAUUCAUUCAUUUUGAUUGGUUUUCUUCUUGAUAACGUUGAUUAUUUAUUGGUUUUGUCACAUGGUAAACACAAUCAACCUCCAGCCACUCAAUGAUUAUUUUAUACUCUCUCACCAAUGAACAAUAAUUCAGUCAUCCCACCCCACCCACUCCACUUAACCUUUAAAAAAAACUUACUCUCUCAUUGAUGAUCUUAUGAACCACAACCAGUCAGAAAUUGAUUAUUACAUCAUUAUUACAAUUCUCAGGAUUAAUCAACAAAUCAUCAAUCAACCGCACUUACCUGAUAAUUUAUCACCGAUCUGUUUUUUUUACAUGAUAAUAUAUUCAAUCAUCUUGAGAGUAACAUCAUCAUCAUCAUCACCAUCACCAUGAUCAUUUCUGGAAGAUGAGUAUAAAUAAAAAAAAGUGAAUUUUGUGAGGACAAAAUUGAAAGAUGAAAACUGGUCACGGUUAUGUAAUUAUCCAUCCUCUCUCCAGGUAAAUUGAAUGAACCAUAAGACAAGAGGAUGAGAGAGGUAAAGAUGAGGAUGUAAGGAUGAAAAAUCUUAUAUAAGUAGCAAGAGCACUUUGAAUGUAAUCACCUCGUCCCUAUGUAUCCGCUCCAGUGGAUUGAAAAUAUUCAUGACAAUUACUUACAUUUGAAGCUUAAGAAAUUAAAAGUUUACCUGAAAAAAGA